AUGGACAACCCUCACCGUGCCUGGUGGAAACGUGUCCAUCUCCGCUACACAGCGGCUAACAUUGGUCUCCCCCUUUUUGUGUUGUAUUUUUGUUCUACAGUUCCUUGUUUGUGGAGGACUGGCUCUUGGACGGUGGCUUACAGCCUUGCGACAGGCCUCAGCAUCACUGCAGGCUAUCAUCGUCUUUGGGGUCAUCAAUCGUAUAAGGCAUGUCUACCGCUUCGCAUCCUUCUGGCCGCCGUUGGAGCCGGAGCUUUACAACUGCCCAUCCGUAUGUGGGUGGCUGACCACCGUGCACACCAUCGAUUCACUGAUAGUGAUCGUGAUCCGUACAAUAGCCGACGCGGUCUUUUUUACUCUCACAUUGGCUGGAUUUUGACCUAUGAUUCAACCCGUUUCGGUCACGGCGGCGAUGGGGUUGAUCUAGGAGAUCUAGAUUCUGACCCUGUCGUUGUUUGGCAGCGUCGUCUAUAUUACCCCUUGGCUGGGCUCAUGGCUUUCAUCUUCCCAGCAUGUGUUGCGGGACUUCUAUGGGGUGAUUGGAUGGGCGGCUUCCUGUAUGCGGGGUGUUUAAGAGUGGUUCUUGUGUGGCAUGCAUCCUAUUGCAUCAAUUCGCUGGCGCACUGGGUGGGAGAUCAACCGUACUCGGCGAGCAAUACGUCACGAAAUCACAUUGCCUUGGCGUUCUUGACUUUGGGUGAGGGUUAUCACAACUACCAUCAUGCUUAUCCGUGGGAUUAUCGAAAUGGGCCUCGCAAAUGUGAUUUUGACCCGACCAAGUGGUGGAUAUGCACAUGGGAAAUGGUCGGAUUAGUUUGGGAUGUGAAGCGAUUUCGGAAAGUUCGAAACCAGGUACGGCCAAUAGCUGUUCAUGCCAAGGAUACGUAG
Messenger RNA from Penicillium oxalicum, 888 nucleotides. Its product is annotated as acyl-CoA desaturase. Lineage: Eukaryota; Fungi; Ascomycota; Eurotiomycetes; Eurotiales; Aspergillaceae. The coding region runs from base 1 to 888 and encodes 295 amino acids. Gene Ontology annotation, molecular function: stearoyl-CoA 9-desaturase activity; iron ion binding. Gene Ontology annotation, cellular component: endoplasmic reticulum membrane. The record is from RefSeq and is a predicted model, not a curated record. The transcript is spliced from 2 exons. Gene Ontology annotation, biological process: unsaturated fatty acid biosynthetic process.